Messenger RNA from Cucurbita maxima (winter squash), 1912 nucleotides. Its product is annotated as magnesium transporter MRS2-3-like. Gene Ontology annotation, molecular function: magnesium ion transmembrane transporter activity. The coding region runs from base 225 to 1721 and encodes 498 amino acids. Lineage: Eukaryota; Viridiplantae; Streptophyta; Magnoliopsida; Cucurbitales; Cucurbitaceae. The record is from RefSeq and is a predicted model, not a curated record. Gene Ontology annotation, cellular component: membrane. Gene Ontology annotation, biological process: transmembrane transport; magnesium ion transport. The transcript is spliced from 6 exons.
AAUUAGGUUACUAACCCUAAUCGCACUUAUUCAAGAAUUGGACUAAAGUUUUGGAUCAAUUUAUUUAGAAAAUUCAAUGAUUUAAGAAUAUCUUCAAAAAAAUUACUUUUCUCUUGGAGCUCCAAAAUUGUCAGGACAAAAAUCUGAUCAAACAUCCGGAUUCUCUGCGUAAGAAGUUUCAUCAAAUUCCCAGCUUGAUCCGCCAUUACCGGCGGCGAAUUUCCAUGAGAGGGCAGCAUUCUCACCCACCGAAGCCGGUUUUCGCCGGACCUGAUGACGAAAACGAACCGGGUCGUUCUUAUCUCGCCGGAACGAACGCCCCAUUAGGCGCUGGGAUUCGGAAGAAGGGGACCGGAGUUCGGCCAUGGCUGCUUCUGGACUUGACUGGUGGAGCUCAGGUCGUUGAGGCCGGAAAACACGCGAUUAUGCGGCGGACCGGCCUGCCCGCGCGAGACCUCCGGAUUCUCGAUCCGAUGCUCUCGUAUCCAUCUACGAUUCUUGGCCGUGAGAAAGCGAUUGUGAUCAAUUUGGAGCAUAUCAAAGCUAUUAUCACUGCUCAAGAUGUGUUCGUGUUGAAUGCUAGGGAUCCGUCAGUUACCCCCUUUGUCGAGGAGCUUCAGAGGCGGGUUCUACGGCACUACCAAGCCACUAAGGCCGCUCAGGAGGGCAAUGGUGAUGAUUCCAGUUGGAGAAAUCUCUAUGACUUGGAGGAGCCACGAUCCAGGGCUCAAAGUCCCCAUAAUCCCUAUCAAGGAUUUCCACAGGCUGAGGAGGAAGAGGGGAAGGAAAACGGUAAACAAGGUCUUGAAAAUCGGGAGGGAUUGAAGGUUCUACCGUUCGAGUUCGUCGCGUUGGAGGCAUGCCUUGAAGCUGCCUGCAGCUGCUUAGAAAGUGAAGCAGAUACGUUGGAGCAAGAAGCUCACCCAGCUUUGGAUAAGCUGACUUCUAAGAUUAGUACUCUCAACUUGGAACGUGUGCGUCAAAUCAAAAGUCGAUUGGUUGCGAUAACUGGGCGAGUUCAAAAGGUGAGGGACGAAUUAGAGCACUUGCUAGAUGAUGAUGAGGAUAUGGCUGAGAUGUACUUAACAGAGAAGAUGGUUCAGCAACAGCUUGAGACCUCUUCCACUUCUUCAAUUCGCGAGAGGGACGAAAUGGACGAUGAUGUUCAGCAAUUAGGCAAAGAUGACAGGGAUGACAGUAUUCCUGCUGAAAUAUCAUUGGAAGGUGGUGGAAAUUCUGCUAAUUAUGAAGGCAAUAUAGAUGCUUCACAGGAUCAUUUAUUUGGUGCAUCAAAUGUGGGCAGGGACAGCCAUGGAACCCGAACAAGCACUACCCAUAGCGCUGUAAGCAAACUCCUCGAUGUCGAGGAGCUAGAGAUGCUGUUGGAGGCUUACUUCGUGCAAAUUGAUGGUACACUCAACAAACUUUCAACGCUGAGGGAGUAUGUAGAUGACACAGAAGAUUACAUCAACAUAAUGCUAGAUGACAAGCAGAAUCAUCUUUUACAAAUGGGAGUAAUGUUGACAACUGCUACCCUUGUCGUGAGUGCUUUUGUCGUGGUAGCAGGUAUCUUCGGGAUGAACAUCCAUAUUGAACUAUUCGAACCAGAAAAAGCAGGCAUGCCGGAGUUCAUGUGGACUGUUGGUGGUGGCACUAUGGGAACCAUCUUCCUGUAUGUCAUUGCCAUUGCCUGGUGCAAGCACAAACGUUUGCUCGAGUAGUUCGCCAAAACCGAAACUUUCUUGACAAAAAAACAUAUAUAGAUUAAGACAACCUUUAAUACAUCUAAUGUGUUGAAAUAAGUUGAAGCUUUUCCAAGCUGAAUGCUCUGUUUCAUACUGUUGGUCGAUACAGUCUAUUGUAUAUGUUGCAUGGUUAUAAUAACUUAUAACGCUAAAUUUUGUACCCAAAA